Chironomus riparius is the source of this 885-nucleotide messenger RNA. The record is from the annotation of a GenBank genome assembly. Lineage: Eukaryota; Metazoa; Arthropoda; Insecta; Diptera; Chironomidae.
AUGAAAGCUAUUGGGCUCAUAAAAUUUGAUUGGUGGGGGUUGGAUGGUGAUGAAGAGAAAUAUAAUUACAUCACUAAAGUUGAAAUUGAGAUAAUUGAAGCUGGAUUUAAAAAAUCUAAGCAAGUAUUUUCAUAUCCAUCAUUGAAUUUACUAAAAGAUGAGUUAAUUGAUGGUGAAAUUUGUACAUCAGUCAGUAAAGAUGCAAAACAACGUAUAGUAUCAAACUUUGAGAUACAUGAAGGUAAAGAGUUUUACUCAAACUGGUUCAACGAAAAUGUUUUAAAACCUUACAACAUCCACCACUAUUCAACGAAAACCGAUAAAAAAAGCUGCUUAUCUGAAAUAUAUAUAAAACAUUUAAAAGUUUUAAUUUACAAAUACAUGGAUCUUCAUGGCACAAACACAUGGUAUGAUGCAUUAGAAAGCUUAACUGAAAAACUCAACAAUAGAAAACAUAGUCGAUAUGGCUUUAUACCAAAUAAAGUAACUCGAGCAGAUGAAAAGCGUCUACUUAAAAUGUAUAAUAAACCUUUUCAAAAAGCUAAAAAUAUACGUUACAAAGUGAACGAUCAAGUGCGUAUUCAAGUUGCACCAAAGCUUUUUAGACGAGCUUUUCAUCCAUAUUGGAGCAGUGAGCUUUAUACAAUUAAAGCUGUAAAUAUUAAAGACCCAGUAAUGUAUACUUUGUCGAGCUUUGAUGGAAAAAUACUUCCACGCAGGUUCUAUCAAGAAGAAUUACAAAAAACUAAAGUGAAAGAUCAUUGGCUAGUUGAAAAAAUAAUAAAGACAAGUGGAAAUAAAGUUCUAGUACGAUACUUUGGAUUUGGUAAAGAAUAUGAUGAAUGGAUCGAUAAAGCAGACUUAUACGAUGCAGAAAAAAAAUAA